Cornus florida is the source of this 1636-nucleotide messenger RNA. RefSeq names its product transcription factor HHO2-like. The transcript has 5 exons. Bases 339 to 1499 code for a protein of 386 amino acids. Gene Ontology annotation, biological process: regulation of DNA-templated transcription. NCBI's taxonomy places the organism in Eukaryota, Viridiplantae, Streptophyta, Magnoliopsida, Cornales, Cornaceae. Gene Ontology annotation, molecular function: DNA binding; DNA-binding transcription factor activity. The record is from RefSeq and is a predicted model, not a curated record.
CCUUUUAUAUACAAACAUAUAUACUUUCUCUCUCUAUAUAUAUCUCACGCAAAAAUACACUUUCUCUCUCUAAAAAACCCAUCAAAGAUUCGUUUGCCGUACGCGACGCCCCGCCUUCGAAUCCCUCCUCCCCCCAUCCUUUACUCUUUCUCUCUCUAGAAAAAUUUUUCUUUCUUGGAUCUCAAGUUUAUUCCAUUUCCUGAUUCUACAUAGAUCCCUUUAUGCUUCACCACUUCUCCGACCCUUUUCCCAUCUCCGGAUCUAUCUAUGUUGAGACAGAUUUUCUCAAUUUAAUCUCUUAAAUUUAUAUAAUCUAAGUUAAUCGAAGUUAAUCAACCAUGGACAACAAUUACACAGAGAAAAUGCAGAGGUUUCGUGACUAUAUUGAAGCUUUAGAGGAGGAACGUCGGAAGAUUCAGGUCUUCCGAAGCGAGCUUCCUCUGUGUUUAGAGCUCGUCACUCAAGCGAUUGAUACAUGGAAGAAACAGUUGUCUGGGACGACGCCGACAACGACUAUGGAGUUGUGUAUUGGGCAAUCUGAAUGUUCUGAGCAGACAUCAACUGAUGGCCCUGUUUUGGAAGAACUUUUUCCGGUGAAGAAAAGUUCAUCUUCUGAUGAAGAAGAACAAUCUCAAAAACCCAUAAACAAUAGAAUCAAUCAGGACUCGGACAACAAAAAAAAUGAGAAAUUGACAACAAAAUCGGACUGGCUUAGAUCUGUUCAACUAUGGAAUCAAACCCCAGAUCAACCCAUCAAAGAGGACACACCCAGAAAGGUUUCAGUGAUAGAGGUCAAGGGAAAUCUUAAUGGUUGUGGUGCUUUUCAGCCUUUUAAGAGAGAGAAAAUGGGUGGUUCACCCUGUGCAGUGGCUCCGUCUGCCACGACGAGCUCGACGGCGGAAACAGGGGGCAGUAGUGGCGGUGGUGGUGGUGAUGAUGGAAGUAAGAGAGAACAGAAAGGAGGAGGACAGUCUCUGAGGAAGGAGAGGCGGUGCUGGUCGCCGGAGUUGCAUAGGCGGUUCUUACAUGCCCUUCAACAGCUUGGUGGCUCUCAUGUGGCUACACCAAAGCAAAUUAGGGAAUUAAUGAAGGUUGAUGGGCUUACAAAUGAUGAAGUGAAAAGCCAUCUACAGAAAUAUCGUUUGCAUACAAGAAGACCAAGUUCUUCAAGUCAAAAUAGCAACCCACAAGCACCACAGUUUGUGGUGGUGGGAGGGAUAUGGGUGCCACCGCCAGCGGUGGCAUCAACAACAGCAUCAGGGGAAGAACAGGGAGUUGCGACUUCUCAUGGAAUUUAUGCACCAAUUGCUGCACCACCACCACCACCACCACCACAGAAACCACCACUAUGUCUCCCUCAAGUAGCGGAGCAAUCCAAGCAAUUGCAUUCAGACGAGAGGAGCAGUGACAGCGAAGGCAGAGCUCAUUCUAAUUCCCGGUCUACAUCUUCCUCCACGCAUACCACCACGGCCUCUAGUGUUUUGGUUCCUGUUGUAUGAAAACUUUGGAAGAGGGUACACAUGUAGAAAUGCUGUAACAAAACCAUACAUGAUGAAUACCCUUUGUAAUAUUUAGAUGUAAGAGAUGACAGUCGAGAAAAAUAUAGACAUUUUUUUUGUGUUCUUUUAUUCCUUAA